Molecule: messenger RNA, 1594 nt
Organism: Ipomoea triloba (trilobed morning glory)
Lineage: Eukaryota; Viridiplantae; Streptophyta; Magnoliopsida; Solanales; Convolvulaceae
Product: probable glycosyltransferase At5g03795
Exons: 2
Coding region: 90-1385 (431 amino acids)
Molecular function (GO): glycosyltransferase activity
Source: RefSeq, a predicted model, not a curated record
ACAGUUUUCAACGACCUCGAGUAUACAUAGGGCCAUAGGGAGCGUAUCUAUGUUCUCUGUUGCAGUGGCGCCUUGUGAAGUAGAAGAAGAUGGCGCGUCAAUGCCUUUGUAGGCUCCGGUGGCGCGUGCUUUUGUUACCAUUGUCUCUGUUUUUGGUGGUCGGAGUUUUCCGGGUGGGUAUCUGGCCGAAAACCAUCUCCGUCCUCGAAUUUUCAGAAACCGGCCGCAAAUUCCAGGCGCCAGAGCUCGGGGGCUCGCCGGAGCGCCACCGUGCUGAUAAUUUCUCUGUUUCUAGCCCGACGAAACCCGUGGAGAUUCAAUCAGAAGAUGUAUUGGGGCCGUAUCACAAUUGGGAGCUUUUCGCGGCCGAUUACGAAGAAAUGAUCAAAACCCUAAGGAUUUUCGUGUACCCAGACGUGUAUUUGAACAAAUCUUCGCCCUUAGCCACCGUUUUUCUCCCCCACCCUGACCCUUCAAAGCAGGGGAAUUACUUCAGCGAGCACAUGUUCAAGGCGGCGCUUCUCCGGAGCUCGGUCCAGACGCGGCGGCCGGAGGAUGCGCAUUUCUUCUUCAUGCCGUUUUCCAUCAACGCAAUGCGCAACCACCGUGACCUGCACUCCGCCGCCGCCAUUUCCGAUUUCGUCGCCGGAUACGCCGCCAGAAUCAGCUCGGAGUUCGAAUUCUGGAAUGCUUCCGGCGGCGCUGAUCACUUCUACGCCUACUGCCACUCGAUUGGGCGAACCGCGGCGUCUAAGCAUCGUGUCUUGCAUCACAAUGCCAUCCAAGUCACUUGCUCCUCCAGCUACUUUCAGCGGAUGUACAUCUCCCACAAGGAUGUCGGGUUGUCGCAGGUUUGGCCUCGCCAGCAAGAACAAACCUUGAAUCCUCCUAAUGCUAGAUACAGGCUAGCAUUCUAUGCCGGGCGAGCACAGAACUCGCACACGAGGCAAUGGCUGAUCGACCUGUGGAAGAACGACUCUGCAUUCGACAUAUUCCCCGGGAGUUCUUCGUUUCCAUACGCAGAAGGGUUCCGGAGAAGCAAAUAUUGCCUGCACGUUAAGGGGUACGAGGUGAACACCGCGAGGGUGAGUGAUGCUAUACACUAUGGGUGCAUCCCGGUUCUGAUCUCGAAUCACUACGAUCUCCCUUUCGCCAACGUAUUGGACUGGACAAAGUUCUCAGUGAUUCUCAAUGAAGGAGACAUUCCCAUGUUGAAGAAGAUACUGCUCUCAAUUCCUGAGCAAACAUACCUCAACUUGUACAAGAAUGUUGGCAUAGUCCGGAAGCAUUUUGCAUGGCAUAUGACUCCCAAGAAUUAUGAUUCUUUCUAUAUGACAGUGUACCAGUUGUGGCUCAGAAGGGGACUCACCCGAGUAGCCUGGUGACGAUCAACAUGUCUAGUUGCACCGAGUACCAUCAGGCCGGGUACAAACAUUAGGUAUACUUGUUAGGAUGGUCUAAAAUAAAUGGUUGAAAAAUAGAAUGAACUAGGUUCAACAAUAGAGUUUUAAGCACCACCAUUGUUAAAGGUGUGUAUAUGAUUGUGUAAAUAGAAGGGUAUAUUUGCCCAUAAUAAAGGCAAAAUUUCUUUGCC